Syzygium oleosum is the source of this 2150-nucleotide messenger RNA. Its product is annotated as transcription factor MYB25-like. The record is from RefSeq and is a predicted model, not a curated record. Gene Ontology annotation, molecular function: DNA-binding transcription factor activity, RNA polymerase II-specific; RNA polymerase II cis-regulatory region sequence-specific DNA binding. Gene Ontology annotation, biological process: regulation of DNA-templated transcription. The transcript has 2 exons. Lineage: Eukaryota; Viridiplantae; Streptophyta; Magnoliopsida; Myrtales; Myrtaceae. Gene Ontology annotation, cellular component: nucleus. Bases 450 to 1655 code for a protein of 401 amino acids.
UCUGAAGCUUUUCCAUAUAUGAGCGGGAGCCGAUAUGGUGGGUGGCGGUGGUGCUGGCUGCCAUACCAGGCGGCGAUGAAGGAAGGAAACGGUCGUCUUCCUUCUAUGGCCCCUCCGUCUCGUCGCGCCACGUUGACGGCGGCGAUGCGGGCCUCGUAUGGCAGUCCAGCUCAGGGACGGCUCGCGCUCUUCACAGUCGUCGUCCUCCUCCUCGUCCUCGCCGUCCUCAUCCCUUUGGCAGCUCUCUCUUUAAUGACCUUCCUCGCUUUGCACUUCCGAAACCGGCAACCAUGUCUCAUCACCACCCACAUUCGCUUCGCUUCCCCUCCUCUCCAUGCCGCAUUCGCAGCGGCGCUGGUUCUUCUUCUUCGUCCUCCGCCACCACCGGAGAGGGAGAGAACCCAGAAACGUUCGCGUCCCUCGAACCCUAGGAGCCUAAGAGCCGCGCGAUGCGCCCGGGCAUGGAUUUCGACCUGAACGUCGUCGAGCGGGAGGGCGGUGGCGAGGAGCCGGAGCUGGCGGAAGAGGAGGAGGAGGAGGAGGAGGAGGAGGAGGAGGAGGAGGAACAGGCCGAAGUGGAGCCGCGGGAAGGAGGAGGAGGAGGGGCCGGCGGGGCUCGGAGGGGCCGCGCUUGGUCGGCGGAGGAGGACUCGAUGCUCGCCCGGCUCGUGGCUGCUUUCGGGCCGGUGAAUUGGAAUGCCAUGUCGGCGAUGAUUCCUGGUCGGACCGAGAAAUCGUGCAGGUUCCGGUGGUUUAACCACCUCGAUCCUAGCGUCAAGCACGAGCCUUUCAGCGAAGAGGAGGACCAAAUUAUCAUGAUGGCCUGUCAAAUCCAUGGUAACAAAUGGAAAUCAAUUUCAAGGAUGCUACCAGGUAGAACAGGUUAUGCAAUCAAGAAUCACUGGAAUGUCAGUUUGAAAAACAAGCAAGCGGAGCAAAGGAAUCCCGAGUUAUGUGCCAGCGACAUGGUAGCAGUUCAAAUCCUGGCGGAAAUGAAGGCAUUCACUCGAAAGGCACUGUCCAUUGGAGAUGUGGUGAUGAGCAGAAACCGAGAGGGAGGAGAUGGUGGAAAUUCUCAUGGACAUCAGAACUGUGAAGAUCAAGCAUUUCAAGCCAAAGGAGGUUUUCUUGCUGCUGAGACAAGGGAAAACCCUCCUGUCCUUCGUCCAAAGGCAAGUUAUGGCGCAUUUAGGGUUUAUUACCCUCCAAGUGGUGGUCCUGGAAAUAGUUCUGGUGCUUCGACCGUGGUGCCCCUCCAGGGACCUCUAGCACAGGCUCUUGGGUCAGAGUUUGGCGUCCACCAUUUUCUCGAAGAUGCCCAUGGGGAGCCUUUGAUUCCUCACCAAUGUGGCUAUGGUUGCUGUUCAGGCCAAAAUGGACCAAAUGGUGGAAGCUCCUUGUUGGGGCCUGAUUUCAUUGAUUACAUUGAGCCUCCCUCCUUCUCGAACCAAGAGCUGAUGUCUAUGGCAGCAAACUUGCACGAGAUUGCAUGGACUCGAAGUGACCCUGGCUUUGUCAGUACUGGGAUGCCGAGCAUGGAGAUGUGGCAGCCGACCCGCCCCAGCGAGAGAGAUUCUGCUGCAUUUGCUUCUGAAGCAUCAGGACAGGAAAAUAAGGAUGAUCCCAGUGGCAAGUUGAAGGGUGUGAUACAGUAAUGUAUCGGAUGCUGAGCCGGAUUUUGUGGUGCCAGCUCAAGUUGAAUGUUUCUGUUAAAUGCACCACUUCUUUCUUUCUUUCCUUUCUAACAUUCUGAAUGGGACAUCGCAUGAGAAUGGAGUUGAUGACUCGUGUUUUGCCUGCCUGAGAAUUGACAGCAAUAAUUUGAUGUUCCAUUGUUGAUUAUGUUGUAUUGGAUUCUUUCUUUCUGUCCGUCUAAUGCCCUUGAUUCGCUAUCUCUGUCUACAUAAUGUUUGAAUUGCAGCAUGCCAUCUUUUUCCCUUCGAUCUGUGGGGGCAAUUUCGCAACUUUUCAAAUUGCAAGUUUUCUUGACUGACGAAGUUCAUACUCUAUUGUAUGGUGGUGCUGUUUCAUCCGUGACAGCUUGAAGAUCUGAUGUACAAAGAUCCCAUGGCUGAUCAGUGUUAAAAAAAAAGAAGAAGAAAGAAAUCUCAUGAUGCGAUUUUGCUGCACUUUUUCACAAUAUCCUCUAC